CUCGAUACAAAAUGAAUGUGUAUAAACGUGGUAUCACCAMUGAGUCUGACUGUUCACUUGGACAAAGAGCAAUAUAACUUUGGUACGAUGGAAAAAGUAGUUCUGAUUGUUUUGCUGGCCGGUGUCUGUGUGUUCGCAAAGCCUUCUCAAGUCGAUUCUGGAGAAUGUGAUGUCAGUUCAUAUCGAAGAGAAUGUGGUUGGUUGGGUAUCGACAGGCAAACCUGCUUAAACAGAGGCUGUUGUUGGGAUUCGAGUGACCCUGACUCAAAAUACUGCUUUGUAAAAAAAGGCAAAAAUCUCCUUGAGGGACAGUGUCCCGUUGCGCCAUCCGAACGUCAGGAGUGUGGCUUUUUCGGAAUCACUAGAGACCAAUGCCUCAGUAAGAAAUGCUGUUGGGAUGACUCGGUACCAAGCGCCAAGCAUUGUUUUAAAGAACCUGAUUUACCUCRAGUUGGUUGCUACAUCUAUCAUGGCGUGUCUGGUACCUGCCGUUACACGUGCCACGCCGGCGAAUCCAAGGCUUAUGGGAUGUGGGUCUGUGGUGGAAGAAUUUGUUGUUAUACAUCGAAAUGUAAGUUUAAAAAAAUGGGAAAUGAUGAUUGCAACACUUUUGACAAUGAAGAUGUCAAGAAAGAAUCUUAUAUGAUGAAAAACGUAGCCCUGUUGGUCACACUAGCCGGAAUUUGUGUCUUAGGAAAGCCAUCAUGGGAGGAUAGUGGACAAUGUGCCAUUUACGGGUCCAAUCGCAUUGAAUGUGGAUGGCUUGGAAUUGAUGAAAACACGUGCUUGAAGAGAGGUUGCUGUUGGGAUAAGAGCGACUACAGAGCUGCGUACUGCUAUGUGAAGAAAGGAGCUCAUCUUCUCGAAGGACAGUGCCCUGUUGCACCCUCUGAACGUCAGGAGUGUGGUUACUUCGGUAUAACAAGACAACAAUGUCUUAGCCGAAUGUGUUGCUGGGAUGACUCGGUACCCAACACCAAGUACUGCUUCAAAGAGCCAAAAAUGACACCAGCAGGAUGCUACAUAUAYCAUGGGAUUUCUGGAAUAUGUCGUUUUAUUUGUCGUCCAGGCGAGGCUAAGAUUUAUGGGGUGUAUUCGUGUGGUGGAAGAGUCUGUUGCAAUGCCGGGAGAACAAGUGGGAAGUGAUGCUGACAUCAGCAAAGAUCACUUUUGGAGAAUGAUGAAGCURAAACUUAACGUCKUAAACUUUAACUCGUAACAUUACUGCAAUUUUUGCAAAUAUGACAAAUUUAACGAGAACUUAGCAUUUUUUUCUCAUUAAUUAACAUUAGUGAUUACCCUGCGAACAGAGUGUUUUUACCUUAACUCACCAAAAAAUCGCGAAKAAAAUAAUUCCUUCGCGAAUUUUUGGUGAGGUAAGGUAAAUAACAUUCUGUUCGCAGAGUAAUCAAUGACCGAACUGGCUUCGYGAGACUGGCCUCCCUUAAAACCGAACGAUUAGCGAACAUUCAAUAGAACUUGAACUUUGUUGAGUGAGGGAAUAGUGUUUACAUAUUUACGAUAAAUUGCGGUAAACAUUUGUAAUACAAAGAGAAAACCAGUAAGACUAGUCAAUAAAGUUGCUACCAUACGAC
This is a messenger RNA of Exaiptasia diaphana, 1595 nucleotides long. Its product is annotated as integumentary mucin C.1. Bases 16 to 1146 code for a protein of 376 amino acids. Lineage: Eukaryota; Metazoa; Cnidaria; Anthozoa; Actiniaria; Aiptasiidae. The transcript has 11 exons. The record is from RefSeq and is a predicted model, not a curated record.